Molecule: messenger RNA, 1372 nt
Organism: Bicyclus anynana (squinting bush brown)
Lineage: Eukaryota; Metazoa; Arthropoda; Insecta; Lepidoptera; Nymphalidae
Gene: Mettl14
Product: N6-adenosine-methyltransferase non-catalytic subunit
Exons: 7
Coding region: 96-1241 (381 amino acids)
Cellular component (GO): RNA N6-methyladenosine methyltransferase complex; nucleus
Molecular function (GO): mRNA binding
Source: RefSeq, a predicted model, not a curated record
GGUCGCUUCGCUGUGGUUUUAAUUUUUUCGUGAUUUAAUUUUUUGUAAUUAUUUGAAUAAUUUGUGUAAUAAUUAAUAUAAGUAGAACUUUAAGUAUGAGUGAAAAACUUAAGGAGCUUCGUGAACGGUCUCAAAAGCGAAAGAAAUUGCUGGCACAAACUCUAGGCGUGUCAAGUGUUAGUGAGCUCCGGCACGCUUUAGGAGCUACCCCGGAUGUGCUGCCGAAGAAGCAAGCUUCUGCGGAGUAUACUUCGGACGAACAGGACAAAACUACACAGAAGGAAACAGAUAGCCUUGUUUACACCGACUCUUCCACAUUCUUGAAGGGUACUCAAUCGUCAAACCCCCACAAUGACUACUGCCAACACUUUGUGGACACUGGGCAGAGGCCUCAGAACUUCAUCCGUGAUGUGGGGCUCGCGGACCGCUUCGAGGAGUACCCCAAGCUGCGAGAGCUGAUCAAGCUAAAGGACGAGCUUAUCUCCAGGACCGCUACUCCUCCCAUGUACUUGAAAUGUGACCUAAAGACUUUCGACCUGAAGUCAAUGGGCAGCAAGUUCGACGUGGUGCUGGUGGAGCCGCCGCUGGGCGCGGGCUGGCGCUGGCGCGACGUGCUGGCGCUGGAGCUCCACCACCUGGCGCAGCCGCGCUCCUUCGUGUUCCUCUGGUGCGGCAGCUCCGAGGGUCUGGACAUGGGCAGGGAGUGCCUCAAGAAGUGGGGCUUCCGGCGCUGCGAGGACAUCUGCUGGAUCAAAACCAACAUCAAGAACCCGGGACACUCCAAGAACUUGGAGCACAACGCUGUGUUCCAGAGGACUAAGGAGCACUGCCUCAUGGGCAUUAAGGGCACAGUAAGGAGGUCUGUAGAUGGAAACUUCAUCCAUGCGAACGUGGACAUUGAUCUGAUCAUAUCGGAGGACCCGGAGUUUGGCAGCACGGAGAAGCCCAUAGAGAUCUUCCACAUCAUGGAGCACUUCUGUUUGGGCCGCAGAAGAGUCCACCUUUUCGGCAAAGACUCGACCAUACGACCAGGUUGGGUUACCAUUGGUCACGAAUUGACCAAUUCCAACUUCAACGCAGAACUCUACGCCUCAUACUUCACCGAAGGCCGGGAGACCACCGGAUGCACUGAAAGGAUAGAGUCCCUGAGGCCCAAAAGUCCCCCCAACACUAACAAAGGGGCCCGGCCUAGAGGUAGAGGCGGAUUCAGGGGCAGGGGUCGUGGAAGGGGCGCCCUAUAGUGGUAUUUUAUUUGUGGACUCUUGGAGUUUUCCUAUGUUCAUAGACUUUUGAUAAUUCUAAUAAAAUUGUUAUCAUACAUAUAUUGGAUUAUUACUGUUUGGUUAUGUCUGUAUUAAAAUCUCAUUUUCAA